ACUCGUCCCAUUCCUUCCUCUCUCUCUCCAUCUCUCUUUCUCUCCAUCUCAGCAUUGUGCGUUUGGUAGGCUUCAGCAGGAUGUCAGGCAGCAGCAAUAUGAGUUCGAGAAACUACAGUAGCCGUACAGAGAUCACCAGUACCAGUUCGGCCGGUCGUCCCAGUCAUGGCGUCGCCCAGAUCUACAAGGGAGGGUACGCUGUGGGAGGUGGGAUGGUGGGGGGGUAUGCGGGAUCGUUGGAUCACGGGUACCGGGUCGGGGGAUGGGGUAACAGGCUGGCCGUCUGCCCACCACACCUUACACAGGUCGUCUUCAACAAGAGCCUCCUGACCCCCAUCACCAUGGAUAUCGACCCCGACUACCAGAAUGUCCGCAAUCAUGAGAAAGAGCAAAUCAAAGUCCUGAACAACCGCUUCGCCUCCUUCAUCGAUAAAGUGCGUUACCUGGAGCAGCAGAACAAGAUGCUGGAGACCAAGUGGAGUCUCCUGCAGGAACAGACCACUUCUCAUUCCAAAAUCGACCAACUAUUUGAGGCCUACAUCAGUAACCUGCGCCACCACCUCGACUGUCUGGGUCAUGACAAGGUCCGUCUGGAGGGAGACCUGCACAAUAUGCAAGAACUGGUGGAGGACUUCAAGAAGAAAUACGAGGAUGAGAUCAACAAGCGCAAUGAAUGUGAGAAUGAAUUUGUGCUCAUAAAGAAGGACUCAGAUGCCGCCUACCUGGCCAGAGUGGAGCUGGAGACUACACUGGAAAAUCUGAAUGAUGAGGUCCACUUCCUCAGGAGGCUCUAUGACUUGGAACUGCAAGAGCUGCAAGCCCAGAUAAAGGACACAUCCGUGGUGGUGGAGAUGGACAACAGCAGGAAUCUAGACAUGGACGCCAUCGUGGCUGAGGUCAAAGCCCAGUAUGAGGACAUCACCAACCGCAGCAAGGCUGAGGCUGAAACCUGGUACAAACAGAAGUAUGAAGAGAUGCAGGUGUCUGUCACUAAGUACGGCAGUGAAAUGCAAUCCUCCAAAGCGGAGAUUGCUGAGUGCAACCGCAGAAUUACAAGACUUCAUUCAGAAAUCGACAACAUCAAAGGACAGCGGAAACAGCUAGAGACACAGAUCGCAGAGGCGGAGGAGCGCGGAGAACGGGCAGUGACAGAAGCCCGUGGCCGCAUCAAGGACCUGGAGGCUGCCCUCCAACGCACCAAGCAGGACAUGGCACGCCAAGUACGCGAGUACCAGGCCCUCAUGAACAUCAAACUGGCUCUAGACAUCGAGAUCGCCACCUACAGGAAGCUGCUGGAAGGAGAGGAGAGCAGACUGGUACAUGGCAUCCAAGCCAUCAACAUCACCAAGCACAGAGGCAUGCACUACAACGCGUUCCCUUUGGAGACCUCCGGCAUGACCUUUGACCUCCACUCCCCAGGUCUGAUGGAAUCUUCCAGCAGCCAUAGCUUUAGCUCCUCUUCAAAGAUCGUAGGGACAUCAAGGGACAUCGGCGGAAGUGUUACAGUCAAGGGUGCAACAACAGAGGAGUUGAUAGGUUAAAAAACAAUCAGGAAGUUAAGGGAUUUUUUUUUUUUUCACACUUCCAAAUGUAUGUCCUGUACAAAACUAUUACUAGUGGAGAGUAUUGGUCAACUCUGAGAACUCAGGGCUCAGCAUGUUCACAACUUUUUGAAACUGAAAUAAAAUAAAAAAAUAUAA
Messenger RNA from Alosa alosa (allis shad), 1700 nucleotides. Its product is annotated as keratin, type II cytoskeletal 8-like. Lineage: Eukaryota; Metazoa; Chordata; Actinopteri; Clupeiformes; Clupeidae. Gene Ontology annotation, molecular function: structural constituent of skin epidermis. Gene Ontology annotation, biological process: intermediate filament organization; keratinization. The coding region runs from base 81 to 1541 and encodes 486 amino acids. The transcript is spliced from 9 exons. The record is from RefSeq and is a predicted model, not a curated record. Gene Ontology annotation, cellular component: keratin filament.